AUGAAGUGUAUCCUCGGAGACCACAACACUGUUAACAGCAAAACUCAAGGCAAGUUCUCGGCUGAUGCAGACAAAAUGGAAACUGUCCUGAAGGUGGUGGGGUACCUAGAACUGGAGAUGUAUUGUACCGAUAGACUACAAAAGUACUUUGAGCUCCUUCUGACGCAAAUACGAGAGAUCCUGGAAAAACACACGGACCCGAAGGUUCUGGAAAGCUGUUCUCGGGCGCUCUACGCUUUGUCUGACCGCAACCAGACCUUGCACAAGAAGACAGACCUCACAGUCAGCCAGUUGGUGGAUGGGCUCGGUGACCACUUCCUAAAGUUGCUUCCAGACAUCAUGCAGGUGUCUGAUCUGGAUGAAGAUGAUGUGUAUAACGCUGCUGCCACGAUGAAAAGACUCUCGGCUUUGUACAGUGCUUACAAUCUUACCAAGUGGGAGCUGUUUGAGCCGUGUUGCCAAAUUCUGCAGAAGGCCGUGGACACGGGAGAAGUUCCUGAGCAGAUUGUCCUCCCCUCUCUUGUCUGCUGUCACUUCUCUCUUCUCUGGACGCUCUCCCACCUUACCAACGUAGAACCAUCAGAGACGGAGGUGACUGCCCUUUGUAAGAAACUUCACACAUUCAUAGACUUGUGUCAGAGUUUUCUGUCGGAUCUCAAUCGCAGGGUCAGAGAGCAGGUAAAAUUAACCUGAAAUCAAAUGUACAUGGUUUUUAAUGAGCACCUGAGCCGGGAUGAUCGCUCUUAUCUACAGCCACUUGUCUAUACACCUGACCAGUCUCUGCAAGCUGAACUCGCUGGCUUCCUUGUCGAUCAUGUGUUCACAAAUGCCACGGAUCUAGAAGAUGAAAACGAGCAAAUCGCUGAGCUGCAUAACAGACGCACCUUGUUGGCAGGUUACUGCAAGCUGAUCCUGUACAACACUCUGGAGCUGCACUUUGCAAGUGAAAUCUUCAAGUAUUAUGUAAAGUAUUAUGUGCAUUAUGGGGACAUCAUAAAGGAAACCCUUCACAGAUCCCGUUCAGUGAGCAAAGAGGAGAGCACCAGGACCAUCCUUCUGAGUCUUACCCAGUCGUAUACAGGGUUCUGUUUAGAGGAGGAUUCUCCUGACAGACGCUUCGCAAAUUCUUUCCUUGAGAUUCGAGACCUUGCAAGACGAUUCGCUCUUCUGUUGGGGCCAGAUCAGUUGAGAAAUCGACAGGAUAUCAUACUCCUACACAAAGAGGGUAUUAAGUUUUGUCUGCGGGCCUCCACAGAUACCACUUGGUCCUCCCAGAACCUGCUCUUUCUCGAUGUGCUGAGCGAAUUUUCACACAAACUUCUCAAGCAGGACAAAAGGGUUCUUCUGCAGUACUUUGAUGAGACCUGUAAGCAGUGCAUCCCUUCUGAUCAUGAGUACGGUGAUGAGAACAGUGGACUCUGGGCUUCCCUUCACGCCUACAAGAAAUCUCUAAGUACAGACAAUGAAUCAGGAACCGCCACUCCCGGCCACGCCAGCAGACGCAGAGCAAAAGACAGGAGGUCAGCCAGAAUGCCCAGGGUAUCGCCACACAGAAAGAAGAGGAGAACCGCUAAGGAUAAUUUACAAGAUUCCAGCACUGUUGUGGGUGAAGAGGAGCGUAGAGACACACCAAUACUGACCUCCACCAUGCUGCAAGAAAGGAGCGAAGCUUCAAGUCCAGCAAGAGGACAGGAUGAUGGGUCAGACUCUGAUUUCGAUAUGAGUUCCCAGUGUCAAAGGACAUCUCACACUUCCAAACCUUUGGACCCCCUAGAUGUCCUUGGCAAUUCAAAGGUCCUAGAAGAGGUUCUUCAGCUUCUAGAUCCACUAUUUCUAAGUGGAUUCGUCAAGUGGUCAUCCAAGUAA
This is a messenger RNA of Nanorana parkeri, 1866 nucleotides long. It is a transcript of the gene STAG3, whose product is annotated as stromal antigen 3. The record is from RefSeq and is a predicted model, not a curated record. Lineage: Eukaryota; Metazoa; Chordata; Amphibia; Anura; Dicroglossidae. Gene Ontology annotation, molecular function: chromatin binding. Gene Ontology annotation, cellular component: chromatin; cohesin complex; nucleus. Gene Ontology annotation, biological process: sister chromatid cohesion. The transcript is spliced from 16 exons.